Fomitopsis serialis is the source of this 921-nucleotide messenger RNA. RefSeq lists its product as uncharacterized. The transcript is spliced from 10 exons. Lineage: Eukaryota; Fungi; Basidiomycota; Agaricomycetes; Polyporales; Fomitopsidaceae. The coding region runs from base 216 to 803 and encodes 195 amino acids. The record is from RefSeq and is a predicted model, not a curated record.
UCUCGGGAAAACAGCCACGCAUGCUGCUAGCCACCGUGUUACGAUGCUGUCAACUAGCAUGUCGGCGGCGGCAUUCGCGCCCGCAGGCAAGAGUAUCUUCUCGUGUCAACUACGACGGCGACCCCAGUACCCAGGCUUCGAUGGUCCCCGUUGUUGACUUUGCUUCAACACACCAUCCGUAGCACCUACGAGGCCCUGGCUUUGCGUAUGCGCCUAUGAGUACCACGGGAGACACCCUGGCAAUACUUGCUAAUCUCGCGCACGACCGGGGACUUCACGCGGCUGCAGCAUUGACAUGGCUGGCCUACGACUAUGUGUUAUCGCUUGAGGACGAGGUGGAUCUGAUAUGGAGUUCUGCGGAUACGGUCCCGAAGCUUCUUUACUUCAUUUCACGAUAUUUCGGCCUUAUCGUACAAUGCAUGAAUUGCGCUGACAUACCAAGACUAUACUGUCGAGCUGCGCUGAUAUGGACUGCCAUUGCUCUCUAUACCCUGGUAUUUUGCGUCGAGUUCAGCCUGAUGCUUAGGAUUUACGCGCUGUACGGGCAAAGUCGAUUGAUCUUCUUGAUUCUCAGCAGUGCAUUUGCUGUGGAAACAUUGGUCAGAAAGCAGAUCAAUCAUUGCGUAAAUGGCUUACCACUCAAUAUCUGGCCUACAGUGCGUUCUUGUCAUGAGCAGCGUGGGCUACAAGGAGAUGUUCUGGGCGAUCAUGCCGUAUCCUUCAAGUUGGCCGAUCGAGGGGUGUUUCUACCCACCGACCCCUUCAUGGUUUCACGGAUCCUGGCUACCUUUAGCAGGAUUUGAGAGUAAGUCUGUUAUAUGACGUCGGCAUAUUGUCCUCAUCGAGGCCUUCUGACGCUCGAAAUGGAUAGCCCUCCUUUUUGUCCUGAUGGCUAUCAAAGUCUACUCGUAUCGACCACUA